AUGUUUCUGUUUUUUGUUCUCCCUGUUUUUUUAAAACAAAAAUUCGGCAAAAUAUGGAAACGCCUGAUUGUGAUUUCGUUGACUUCUAUUUCGUGUAACACAAAUGUCGUUCUCGGACGAAAGUGUUUUUAUUCAUGUGACAGUCUUGUUAAUAUUCCACAAACAAAAUACUUUUCAAAUUCGGUCUUUGAACGGUGUACUUCAUUGUCGAAAAUCACACUUUUUGAUGGACUUGAAACUAUUCCACAUUGUGAGUUCUUUAGGUGUUAUAAAUUGAGUGAAAUAAAAGUACCAAAUUCAGUCACACAUAUCAGUAAAUUUGCAUUCAAACACUGCAUUUCUUUGACAUCAUUUAACUCAGAAAGUGUGUCACUUGUAGAAGAUGGGUGCUUCAUGAACUGCGAAAAACUAAAAAGUGUAUGCUUCAAUCAGAAGAAUGUUCAAAUUAACUUUGACGUGUUUUCCGAUUGUACUUCCCUUCAAGAAAUACAAAUUGGUGACGCAUCUAUCACGGUUUGCGACUUUGAAGUGAGUUUUACAACACAUAAAUACUUUUUUGAGAAAAUGGGUGUUGUGUGUAAUAAUGUUGUUUUAACACGACGAGAUGUCGAAAAGUUUGGGCCAUCAAUACUUAACGAAAAGUGUAUACAACGCGUGGGCGAAAAGUGUUUCUUCAACAACAGAAGUCUUACUAAAAUAGUAUUCCCUUCUCAUGUAAAAUCUGUGGGAUAUUACAGUUGUUUCAGUUGUGUUAAAUUGAAAAAAGUUGUUCUACCUGAAGGUAUCACAGAAAUCCCAGCACACAUGUUUGACUUGCGCACAUCACUAAGUUCCAUAAUUAUACCAACCAGUGUUAAAAAGUUUGGAACAAAUUGCUUUUUCUCUUGCGACUUACUCCGUGAUAACUUAUCAAUCCCGAAAGAGGCUUUUAGUUUUAAAGAAGUUCAUAAAAUUAUUGACGAUUCAAAAUCUGAAUCUGAAUGA
This is a messenger RNA of Entamoeba invadens IP1, 984 nucleotides long. RefSeq lists its product as hypothetical. The transcript has 2 exons. NCBI's taxonomy places the organism in Eukaryota, Evosea, Mastigamoebida, Endamoebidae. The record is from RefSeq and is a predicted model, not a curated record. The coding region runs from base 1 to 984 and encodes 327 amino acids.